UACACACUCGCGCGCGAACCGCGCGCGAAGGCGCGAAACACCCGCGUAACAUGAGUGUAGAUCCGAUUCGCAUAUUCUUCGCGGCUUCGCGGCUCGUUCGCGCUGUGUUCCCCGAAAAUUGUCGGUUUUUUGUCCCGCGACAAAGCGCUCGCAGGCGCGAAGCGCGACGUGAACGCGACAAGACUAUACAUUCGCGCCUCGGGCAGCUCAGUCGCUCAGUAGCAAUUGACACGGAUGGUUGUGUUUUAGUUUUUUUUUUAGGUAUAUGCUACGAUUUUGCUUGCAAAAUGAGUAACGUGUGGAGCAAUGAAUUAGAACUAACAUUUAUAGAAUGUUUUCGUGCUGAGCCGGUAUUAUGGGACAUUAAUUUGAAAGAUUAUAAAAAUAAACUGAAAACCCAUGAUGCUUGGAUGCGGAUAAGUACGGUGAUGGAAAUACCAAUUGAUGAAUUGAAAAAGAAAAAAGGUUCUCUCAUGUCAAGCUAUAGGAGCUACAAGGGAAAAGUUAAGAAGUCCGUUCAAUCGGGAGCUGGUGCCGAUGAGAUAUAUCAGCCCAUUUGGUUCGCUUAUGAAGCAAUGGAUGCUUUUUUGGGAGAUACUCUAAAGUGUAAAAAAAGUAUGAAUACGGAACGUGGAAUAAAGGAGCCUAAAGAAGUAAAUCUCGAAGCUAUUAAAGAGAAUGUUGAAGAAAUGAAUGAAAAUCGAAGUCAGUCUAUUAACACCCAAAAAGACAGUGACCAGACAAUCCACCGACGCAAAAUCUCUUCAGAAGUGGUUGACGCAGGAAAUGUCGUUAAAGACGCUCUUAUCACCUUCAAAUCCACGCUAAAAAGGAACCCAUUACAGCCUAUUCAGCAAGACGAUGAUUGCGAUUUAUACGGAAAACUAUUAGCAAAUAAGUUGCGAAAAUUAUCUGAAAAGAAUAGAUUGAAGUUGAUGCACGACAUUGAUGGGAUGUAUUUACAAUACCAAUUUGAUGACCCUUUAGUGAUGACUCCAUCGCCACCUCAUUUUUAUGAACCAAGAACAGGCACAUCAUCAUCUACGCAUUCAGAGCCUCCAUUUCAUUACGGGCAGGCGAAUCAAAAUACUUAUUACCAAAAUAGACAAGUAAUAUCAGCCCCACCUUCUAAUAUCAUUAUUCAAUCGAACCGGCUAAUUCGUACACCAGAUUAUCCUGUCCUUCAUUUACCAGAGAACCAAGAUGCAAACACAUCUGAUCAUAAUAAUGAUAUAGUUCAGACAGCUUUUGACUUAAGUUAAAUACCUACUGAAAUUACCGAAUUUUGUUUUUAUUGUCUAUUGAAUUUUGUUAUUAUAUUUGGUUGAUUUUGCAAAGUUAUAUUCUAGAUUCUAAGUAGUUCUGUAUAUGCAUAAUAAAAGUAUUAAAUUGA
This is a messenger RNA of Helicoverpa zea (corn earworm), 1393 nucleotides long. RefSeq lists its product as uncharacterized. Lineage: Eukaryota; Metazoa; Arthropoda; Insecta; Lepidoptera; Noctuidae. Bases 51 to 1262 code for a protein of 403 amino acids. The transcript has 2 exons. The record is from RefSeq and is a predicted model, not a curated record.